GUGGGCUAAGGAAGUCUGUCUGUGUUUAAGAGGCAUGGACACAGGAGAUCACCAUGUCUUUGGACACUGGUGGCUGGGGUACUGCUCACAGGUGAGAAAGCCUGAGAGGGAAGAACUUAGAGAACAGGAAGACUCAAGAACUUCUGAAGUUCCUUAGUGUGUAGGCAACAUGAAGAUGACUCUGGUACAGACCUCUUUCAUGCUGCUUUUGCUGCUGUUGGGUCUGGGUCUGGGCCUGGGGUUGGGGCUCCACAUGGCUGCAGCAGUCCUGGAAGAUAGUGAUCAACCACUGAAUGAGUUUUGGUCCAGUGACUCACAGGACAAAACUAGGGCCACUGAAGAGGGAGAAGGCACCAGAACCCCAGAAACCCUGGUGCUUAGCAUUAAAGAAAUGAUGCAGCCUGGUGGUCCAGAAGAGCCCAUCCUUGGUGAAGAUGAAGUGGGAGGAAGCAAGAUGAUGAAGGCAGAGGCUCUUUUUCAGAGCAAUGAAGACUAUCUUAGGUUUGACUUGAGUGACAGGGAGUGUAAUGCCAUGAUGGCAUCCAAGAACCAGGGGCACAAUCAUAGCUGUGUGGCCCAAUACACAUUCAUCCAUGAAGACCCAAGUGUAGUCACAGCUGUCUGUAAGAGUCCUGUCGUUGCCUGUGCUAUCAAGGGGGCCAAAUGUCACAGAAGUCCCCGUCCCUUUGACUUGACAAUAUGCAAACUGUCCAAACCAGGACUAGUUACACCUAACUGCAAUUACCUGACAUUCAUUAUGGAAAAGGUCAUUUAUAUAGCCUGUGAUAACAUAAGGAAUACAUUGUCAUUAGAGCAGUGAAGUAGCUCAUUCUUAUUUCUCUCACCUGGUUCUCUUCUUUUUCAUCUUGCUCUUCUCCUCUUCAAAAUAUUGCUGAGAAGGUUCUGGAAAAGAGGGUGAAUUUUUUUUGGUUGUUUAACCUUAACCUACAUUAAUCCUACAAGGAGGUUCACUGUGACAUUUCUACAGCUGUAUACAAUCUCAAUCGACCUUACCCCCACCCCCAUCACUGCCAUCCUUCCCAUUCCCCCUUCUCAAAAACAAUUUUGAUAGGUUUCUUUGCUCUAUGUUCAUCCCUGCAAAUAAAGAAUGGGCUGUUCUUUAUCAUAAA
Molecule: messenger RNA, 1130 nt
Organism: Dipodomys spectabilis (banner-tailed kangaroo rat)
Lineage: Eukaryota; Metazoa; Chordata; Mammalia; Rodentia; Heteromyidae
Gene: Rnase10
Product: ribonuclease A family member 10 (inactive)
Exons: 2
Coding region: 170-820 (216 amino acids)
Molecular function (GO): nucleic acid binding
Source: RefSeq, a predicted model, not a curated record